GAGCGGGAGCGGAGCGGAGGUGAAGGAGAAUGGCGUCCCAGCCGCCGCCUCCUCCCAAACCCUGGGAGACCCGCCGAAUUCCGGGGGCUGGGCCGGGGCCGGGACCCGGACCCACUUUCCAAUCCGCUGACUUGGGUGCUAGUUUCUUGACAAGACCAGGACAGCCAGCACUUACCAGGGUGCCCCCACCCAUCCUUCCAAGGCCAUCACAGCAGACGGGAAGCAGCAGUGUGAAUACUUUCAGACCUGCUUACAGUUCCUUUUCCUCGGGAUAUGGCGCCUAUGGAAAUUCCUUUUAUGGAAGCUAUAGCCCGUACAGCUAUAGCUAUAAUGGGUUGGGGUAUAACCGCUUCCGUGUCGACGAUCUGCCCCCAAGUCGGUUUGUUCAGCAAGCAGAAGAGAGCAGCAGAGGUGCGUUUCAGUCCAUCGAGAGCAUCGUGCACGCCUUUGCCUCUGUCAGUAUGAUGAUGGACGCCACCUUCUCAGCCGUCUACAACAGUUUCAGGGCCGUGCUGGAUGUCGCAAAUCACUUUUCCAGACUGAAAAUACACUUCACAAAAGUCUUUUCUGCUUUUGCACUAGUCAGGACUAUUCGGUACCUUUAUCGACGGUUACAGCGGAUAAUGGGGUUGAGAAGAGGCUCUGAGAAUGAGGACCUGUGGGCAGAAAGUGAAGGAACUGUGGCUUGCCUUAGCGCCGAGGACAGGGCUAACUCAGCAAAAUCCUGGCCAAUAUUCUUGUUCUUUGCUGUUAUCCUCGGGGGUCCUUACCUCAUCUGGAAACUGCUGUCUACCAACAAUGAUGAAGUAACAGACAGCACCAACUGGGCAAGUGGUGAAGAUGAUCACGUAGUUGCUCGGGCAGAGUACGAUUUUCAUGCCAUGUCUGAAGAAGAAAUUUCUUUCCGUGCCGGUGAUAUGCUAAACUUGGCUCUCAAAGAACAGCAGCCCAAAGUGCGUGGUUGGCUUCUGGCCAGUCUCGAUGGUCAGACAUCAGGAUUUAUACCUGCGAAUUAUGUCAGAAUUCUUGGUAAAAGAAAGGGUAGGAAAACGAUGAAAUCAGAUAAAAUCUCCAAGCAACAGCAGUCUGUGGCCAACGCAACGCUCCUGAAAGGAGCCAGUGCUGCGGAUUCAUUGGAGGAACAGGAAGCUGCCUUUGAAUCUGUUUUUGUUGAAGGUAACAAGGCUCCAGCUGCACCUGGUGCCACUGGGCCAAAUGAAGACAGACAAGGACUUUGA
Molecule: messenger RNA, 1238 nt
Organism: Elephantulus edwardii (Cape elephant shrew)
Lineage: Eukaryota; Metazoa; Chordata; Mammalia; Macroscelidea; Macroscelididae
Gene: PEX13
Product: peroxisomal biogenesis factor 13
Exons: 4
Coding region: 30-1238 (402 amino acids)
Biological process (GO): protein import into peroxisome matrix, docking
Cellular component (GO): peroxisomal membrane; peroxisomal importomer complex; peroxisome
Molecular function (GO): protein binding
Source: RefSeq, a predicted model, not a curated record